This is a messenger RNA of Symbiodinium sp. CCMP2592, 2964 nucleotides long. Lineage: Eukaryota; Dinophyceae; Suessiales; Symbiodiniaceae. The record is from the annotation of a GenBank genome assembly.
AUGAAACGAGUUAUCGCCUUCUUCGCUUUGCUGCCUCAUGUCGUGUCCCGGACGCAAACGUUCGAAGACGCUUCACUCUUCGACCUCUACGAACAUGGCCUCCUUCCGGAGGUUGAGGUAGCUGGCAUGCGCCUGAAGAGUGUUCACAUUGCGCACAAAGUUUCUCGGGGCCCGAAGGAAGGCUUCAUGCGGCAAAAGAAACCCUCUUGGAGGUGGACGAAGACAAGAGUGCCUGAGGACUUCCAAAGCCGCUACUUCGACGAGAUGUCCCCCGCCCACGCCUUGCGUGGCAGACUCCUCUCCAGCGUACCGCGCUCCAACAUCCUCAAGGAGGCGGCUUCUGCACCAUUCGCCUUCCGCACGCCUCGGGACAAGGUCCGGUCUGUUACAGCUCUUCUUGCAGCCAGCGUACCCCUGGCAGAGUACCAAAAUGUUACAUUCAACUACGCACAGUUCAAGGAAGUCUAUGACAAGGGCGACAGCUUUUUCAUUAAUUGGUGUGAGAACUCUUCUAUCGCCAACAACGCCUCCGAGUGCAUCGAAUCUGUCAAUGCUUCCUUCGGAGCAAAUUUGGUCAGCAUGGAAGCCACAGCUCUCACGGAAAGCCGGACAGAGCUACGGACGGCUGCCGGAACUGCUUGGAUUCGUGACGGCUUCAUUGGGGCUCGAUCUUCCGGCUGUGCGCAGACGGGGCAGAUCGGAGAGCGCUGCUUUUCAGAUGAGGGCGUGGCCAUGUCCACGUAUGAGGACACCGACUCAAUCAUCCUCGUGCUGCAGGCAGGACUGGGAACCUCCGACCUGGCAAAUCUCAUCUGGCAGAACAAGGCCUGGUUGCUGGAGCAGUUCGAGGACUCUCUGCGUGAGCAGUGGCUCAUCAGCGCCCAGCAGGCCGCCUCAACGAACAUCACUUGGAGGAAAGCAGAUCAAGCGCACGAGUUUCCCAUCCGUUGUGCGUUCCUGAACGAAGCAUAUUCUCCCUUCGUGGAUGCGGAAACGGUCAGCGUUGGAUCAGGGAUUGCCCAGAGCUACCUGGACACUGAAGGUCUUUGGCCUUUGAUCAAGAACCUGGUGCGGACAGUCUUGGCAGAAGGCCAGCAAUUCGUGAAAACCGUAUAUCUGGCUGGCAUGGGUCUGGGCGGUUCGCAUGCUGCCUUGGCGAGCAUGUGGCUCAAGAAGAACGAAGACAAGGUCUACGACACCUACGUCAUUGCAGCUCCCGGAUUCCAGUGUACUGCCAAAAAUCUGUAUUCCACGGACAUGAUGCACUACGACACGCAUUCUCAGAUCAAAGUCUACUUGCAUGUCAUGGAUGUUCUGGCGGGAUCCGUCGACCAGUACAGUGGAACUGUUUGUAAAUACGGCCUUCACAAUUUCACGGCCUCCGAAUCCUUCUACGAAUCUUGUGGGCGGAUUGUGGGCCACACGGGCCCGGAGCUGUUUUGGAGGCCUUCCACUACCAGCACCACGACGACACUCGAGUUGGCCACGGACGAGCAGCUGGCUGCACAGCAGGAACUCGAGCAGUACAAUCAAAACAUCACCGAGGCCAAGGCGGCUUUUGACGAGUGCGUCUUCUUCACGCACUCGAUUUGGUAUGCGUUGCUGCUCUUUGUAAAUGAGGGUUCCAGAAUGGCACUCCGAGCUUUCCUGGCCCUCCUUCCGACACUGGCCGCCGCAGACAAGUGGGCGGUGAUUGCUGCGGGCUCCAAGGGCUUCUGGAAUUACCGGCACCAAGCUGAUGCCUGUCAUGCCUACCAGCUGAUGCUCAAGAGUGGCAUCCCUGCCGACAACAUCAUUCUCAUGAUGCAGGACGAUGUGGCCCAGGAUUCGGAAAACCCUUUCCCGGGCCAGUUGUUCAAUCGCCCGGGAGAUGACUCCCCGGAUGUCUACAAGGGCUGCAAGGUGGACUAUCGAGGAAACAUAGUGACAGCCCAGCUCUUCAUGGAUGUGCUCACAGGGAACACCCAGGGAGCCACCGGCAAGGUUCUGAAGAGCAAAGCCGACGAUACCGUGUUCGUCAACUUUGUGGACCACGGUGGCCCUGGCAUCGUAGCGUUUCCGAAUGGUCCCUUCCUGCAUGUCAAGGACCUCUCCAAGACCCUGAAGACCAUGCAGAGCAAGCAGAUGUUCAAGCAGAUGGUCUUCUACAUGGAAGCCUGCGAGAGUGGCUCCAUGUUCCCAGAUCUGUCCGAGACCGGCAAAAUCCUGGCAGUGACCGCCUCGAACGCCAAGGAGUCUUCCUGGGGAACCUACUGUGGAGAUGCAGCUUUGGUCCGGGGCAAGAACAUCGGCUCUUGCCUGGGAGAUCUCUUCUCUGUGAAUUGGAUGCAGGAUGACGACCUUGGCAAGUUCGCCUCCGAGACCUUCAACAGCCAGAUCUCCAAGGUGACGAAGCUGACGAACAAGAGCCACGUCUGCAGCUUCGGAGACAAGUCCUUUGCAGACGAGGCCAUCGGCAAGGUGGAGACUUCGGGGCUCUUGGCUCAGCCAGCCGAUGCCCUCAACGGUGCCGUCGACGCCCGAGACAUCUACGUCACCCAGGCUUUCUGGGCCGUUGAGAAUGCCAAGACCACCGAAGCGCGAGCGAAAGCCUCGAAACGCUUCGACGAGGUCGUGCGGGAUCGAGAGGCCGACGAGGCCUUUUUCGCAGACCUUGCGAAGGAGGCUUGCUCGGAGGUGAACUUAGUCGAUUGCCAGCAGAAGCUGCAACAGGAGCGCCAUGAGAUGAGCGAUGUGGACUGCCACUACAAGCUGGCACAUGUGAUCCACGAGCGCUGCCCCGCAUCAGAGUAUCACUAUGCCACUGGCGGAUGGAAUGGCUUCAACAUGAAAUUCUCCCAGGUCCUCCUGAAUCUCUGCGAGAGUCAGGAGCCUUUGGGCAAGUCCAGUGCAGAGCUCGCGCAGCUGGUGGAGCGCAAGUGCACGGAGGCAGCCCGCUCCAGCGCAGCGCAGGUCAUCGUUUAG